Molecule: messenger RNA, 732 nt
Organism: Colletotrichum phormii
Lineage: Eukaryota; Fungi; Ascomycota; Sordariomycetes; Glomerellales; Glomerellaceae
Exons: 1
Coding region: 58-555 (165 amino acids)
Source: RefSeq, a predicted model, not a curated record
CUUCUGCCUCCUCCCCUCCCCAGACAACAAUUCUCUCUGGGUCCUCCCCUGACCUUCAUGGUGAAAGAUUUCCAUCGCCUUCGAGUCGGUCGUUUCCUUCUGCCCGACACCCCAACAGCUUUUUUUCUUCUUGUCGAGACAGCCGCGCUUCGAAACAUGGCAAAGUACUGGGAACAACGGGGCAAGUCAAAGGAAUUGCCUGCCGUCUCGUCAUUGUCGUUACCGUCGCGGCUGGCCCAAAUUUCCAAUGGGAUCGCUGACUGGCUAGUGAUUUCGAGGAACGGUCCAAGAGGUACGCUGAAGGUUAAGUACCUUGGAUCAUGCACUUUGGGGCCUUGGAGCCGGCUCCACACCCGCCCGACAUGUGUGGUACGUACCACGUGGGUAGGUAAAGGUAUGCUUGUUCCUCCAGCUCCCGUCCCAGUUGAUGGGAGAAAGUGUGGAAGUCUCCAAAGAUUUCGUGUCUUGGUUGAUGCUGGCUUUGCGCUCGUUCGUUCAUCAGUCUUUUGCCUGGGACUUGCAAAGCCUCGACCAGGGUCCAGGGCCUCAGGCUGAUCCCUUUCCCUAUCCUCCCCCUCCCCGUCUGGCGAGUUCCCUGCUGCUCCUGAUCCGACUGCGACAGGUGUGUGUGCGCAUGUGUGCGUGUGUGCGCCGCCUGCAACUGCAUCGUCGUGCCGCUGCACCGAUGGGGACGGAGGCAUACAUCGGGUCGUUGGUGGUCGCGGUAGUGUC